CUGUAAGUAAAAGCACAUACGAAUAAAUCAAUACAACGCAUAUUGUUCGAAAUGAAUAUUCGGCAUUACAAUGCGACAUUUGCCCUUGAUGAAACUUUAUAAAAACAAUGUUAUUAUCUUCUUCAAACGGUUCUGCUAUCAGUUUUGAAGCAACAAGCUCAAACAACCAUAUCUUAGUUUCGAAACAAUGGCUUUAAGAUUAAACUGCAAGAAAAUUAUUUCUAGAUUUAUAUUAAAAAAUCCAUUUACUCGAAAUAACAGUACAUUAUCAGUACGAAUAGUUGAAGUUGGACCUAGAGAUGGCCUACAAAAUGAGCCCACUAGAGUCGACACAGACGUUAAAAUCGAAUUUAUCAACAAACUAUCACAGACUGGUUUGCGGACAAUAGAAGUUACAAGUUUCGUGAGUCCAAAAUGGGUGCCCCAAAUGGGCGACAACCUAGAAGUUUUCUCAGGAAUCGAUAAACAAACGGGAGUCACAUAUCCUGUUCUAGUGCCAAACGUACAAGGAUGCAAAUCAGCAUUGAAAGCAGGCGCCGAAGAAGUGGCGAUCUUCAUCGCAGCAUCCGAAGGCUUUUCCAGGAAAAACACCAACUGCACCAUACAAGAAAGCCUCAAUCGAACCAAAGAAGUGAUCGAUUUAGCCCAUGAAAACAACACUAAAGUUCGGGGAUACGUAUCAUGUGUAGUGGGAUGUCCGUACGAUGGUAAAGUUCCACCUGCAUCGGUGGCGAAGUUAACAGAAUCUUUAUUAUCUUUGGGUUGCUAUGAGAUAUCAUUAGGGGAUACAAUAGGAGUGGGGACCAAAAGCUCUGUAACCGCCAUGCUUGAAGAAGUCCUGAAGGUCACAUCGCCUGAUAAAAUAGCCAUUCACUGCCACGAUACUUACGGGCAAGGUCUGGUGAAUAUUCUUGUAGCCCUCGACAAAGGCGUGACUGUGGUAGAUUCUGCAGUCGCAGGUUUAGGAGGGUGUCCUUACGCAAGGGGCGCCACUGGUAACGUUGCAACAGAGGAUUUAGUGUACAUGCUGGAAGGCAUGGGCGUACGUACAGGGGUUAAUCUAAAAGAAUUAAUCAAAGCAGGGAGAUAUAUCAGCGAUUUUAUUAAGAAACCUCCCGCAUCCAGAGUAAAUAACGCUUUGUAUUCCAAACUGUCUUGAAAAUUUUCUUAUUUUUUUUUGUAUAUAAAUAAUCUAAUAUAAAGUGUAUUCUGUGUA
This is a messenger RNA of Phyllotreta striolata, 1216 nucleotides long. NCBI's taxonomy places the organism in Eukaryota, Metazoa, Arthropoda, Insecta, Coleoptera, Chrysomelidae. The record is from the annotation of a GenBank genome assembly.